This is a messenger RNA of Coregonus clupeaformis (lake whitefish), 5208 nucleotides long. RefSeq names its product monocarboxylate transporter 10. NCBI's taxonomy places the organism in Eukaryota, Metazoa, Chordata, Actinopteri, Salmoniformes, Salmonidae. Gene Ontology annotation, molecular function: monocarboxylic acid transmembrane transporter activity. The transcript has 6 exons. The record is from RefSeq and is a predicted model, not a curated record. Gene Ontology annotation, biological process: transmembrane transport. Bases 245 to 1714 code for a protein of 489 amino acids.
UAGUGGUAGACAUUUUCAAUACGGCUACUGCUUCUGAAUGGAUACAUCUUCUAGGUAACAAUUCCCUGAAAGGAGAUGCAAAGUAUUCAUAUUUGUAGAUAGACACGUUUUGGGGCAUACCAUUAUCUGAAUCUCUUCAGUUGAACUUGGCUGCAGCUUGAGAGCACACCAUUUAGACUAGUUACCGGUAUAUUGCUGUCAUCAUAUUUGACAGUGUUACAAAUCUGCACAGUUUUGCCAAGAAAUGACAGCAGGUACAAACAUGACAGACAUUGAAUCUGAUGCAAGUAAAGAAAAGGUCGCUGCGGAGCCUGCAGAGGAGACACCAAUGAAAGCAGAGGAAAAGCGCCCGGACGAUGCUGAGGAAAAGAAUGGGAAAGGGGAUAGUAAAGGAACCAUCCAAGAGCAGGUCCCCGUGGCUGUGGAGGAGCCCGAGUUCGUGCAUCCAGAAGGAGGAUGGGGGUGGGUGGUUAUGCUGGCUGCAAUGUGGUGCAAUGGAGCGGUGUUCGGAAUCCAGAACGCCUUUGGCAUCCUGUUCAUGUCCCUCCUGAAAGAAUUCGGCUCACCAGAAGAUGAUGACCUCAGGUUUAAAACAGCUUGGGUGGGCUCCCUCUCCAUGGGGAUGAUCUUCUUCUGUUCUCCCAUCGUCAGCGUCUUCACAGACCUGCUGGGCUGCAGGGUGACAGCCGUGGGCGGAGCCGCCGUGGGCCUGGUGGGACUGCUGGCCAGCUCCUUCGUCACGUCCCUGGGUCCCAUGUACUUCACCUACGGCAUCGUGUUCGCCACGGGCUGCUCCUUCGCCUACCAGCCCAGCCUGGUGAUCCUGGGACACUACUUCAAGAAGCGCCUGGGCCUUGUCAACGGCAUCGUGACGGCCGGCAGCUCUGCCUUCACCGUCACCCUGCCCUUCCUCCUGUCUGGCCUGCUGGAGAAGGUGGGCCUGCAGAACACCAUGAGGGUCCUCAGCAUCCUCAUGUUCAUCCUCAUGCUGGCUGGGCUAACCUACACUCCCCUGCUGCCCAAGCCUGUCAGCAGCAACAAGCAAGGCAGCCGCUGCCCGUCCAUGAGCAAGCUGUUCAAUGUCAACAUCUGGAAGUCUCUGGGCUACCGGAUCUGGGCCUUCGGCAUCCCGGCAGCCCUCUACGGAUACUUUGUGCCUUACGUUCACCUGAUGAAGCACGUUGAGGAGCGCUUCGGAGAAGACGCCAACAAGGAGGUUCUGCUCAUGUGCAUCGGCGUCACGUCUGGCGUGGGCCGCCUCAUCUUCGGCCGGGUGGCAGACUAUGUACAGGGAGUCAACAAAGUCUACCUGCAGGUGUCUUCGUUCAUGGUCAUCGGCGUGAUGUCCAUGAUGAUCCCUCUGUGUCAUGUGUUCGGAGGGCUGAUCGCUGUGUGUCUACUCAUGGGCCUGUUUGAUGGCUGUUUCAUCUGCAUCAUGGCCCCCAUCGCCUUCGAGCUGGUGGGCUCCCAGAACGUGUCCCAGGCCAUCGGCUUUCUGCUGGGCAUGAUGUCUGUGCCCAUGACCGUGGGGCCUCCUAUUGCAGGGUUCCUGAGGGACAGACUGGGGAGUUACGACGUGGCCUUCUAUUUGGCUGGUAUCCCUCCCAUCAUCGGUGGGGCCGUGCUGUGUCUGAUCCCCUGGGUGGAGGCUAGACGUAUCAGGAGAGCGCAGGAAGAGGCAGCCAAAGAUGGCACCCAGGAGCAGAUGCUGUAGUUCAAGUGAAGACCGCAACCCCCGAAUCUGUCGUCUAAGUCUCCCAAAACACACUCAAAACAAAGAGAUACACCCAGACAUACAUACAGACAGUUCAUAUUCACUCGCAGGAACUUGGAACUGCUGAUUAUCAUAUUUUCUAUGAUACAAGUAUAGAUGUAUUGACCUGUGUAUGUAUAAACAAUCUUUUAAUGGCUGCUUUUGCAGGAGAAUGUGGGGGAAAUGCUGAAGUAAUAAUACAUAUCAGUUAUACGCAUAGAUACUCAACAUACACAAUUGAACAUUCAUGUGAUCUUGAAGAGCAAUGCAUCGGAUUGUUGUUUUCCAAUCUUGCAGCUGUUGAAUUAACUUGAAGGUUAAAAUGGAAAAUUAGGAAAUCUCGUAUUUUAUAUUUCUUACAAGGGAACGCACGCUUUACUUGGGUGCUUUUUGAAGGCUGCAAGCACUUAUUUACAUAAGAAUAGCAGUGGCCAGUCUCGCUAGCAAAUUCCCUCGUUUUCAAUGUGCAUUGUUUAAGGGCAUUGAGGAUCAUUCUCAUCAUUGCCUAGAAAUGUUCAAUACAAGCUUGAAUAUAGUUUUUAGGCUUUGCAGAAUUUUGGAAAGAAAAACAAACUAUAUUUAUUGGGUUUGUUUUAAAAACUAUAUUUCCAAUAAACGCUAGGGACAUAAUUGACCAUAUAUGGUCAAAGAAACUGUAAUAUCAAUUUUUUCUCAAAUUACCCCAAUCAUCCCAUAAGUAGAAUAGGUAAGUAAAGUAUGUUUGGGACACAGGUGUUGCUUGUCUUGUCUACAGUAUAACAAAGAAUCUACUGCUGAGUAGAAUUUAACUGGGAAAAAAGCUGCUUUUAAAAGUCAACCCUUUUCUGUUUAUAGCACAGAGUGAUCUGUGGGGGUUUGAUACUCUCUUAAAACAUGGCAAGAUUGUGAAUGUGUGGGGAAUUUGUGAGUAAUAUGAAGUAUGACCUGAGCAUACAAUAUCACUUCAAAGAAGUGCUUUAUGAGAUAAUGGGUGGGGAGGUAGUUCGUUUCUAGUGGUUGUACGGCUUACUAUUGUCUUAGUUUUAAAGGUCACCUUGAAGGUGCUAGGGCACCUCAAGGGAGCUGCUUGAAGCACAAUUACAGCGUCCCACCCGUGAAAUAUGAAAUGCCAUCUCAAGGCUGCAGUACUCUGGACCUGAAAUAGGCCUGACUUUACCUGAGGCUGUAUUCAGUUGUUAUUAUCUCUAAUACAGUAUAACUUGAAUGCGCCGUACACCGUGCCUGAGAAUCCUUUUCAGAGUUUUUGCGUCAGAACCACCAUUGUCAUUUUUGUAUACAUAGUUUAUAGCCAGCACAGAACAGGAUCCUCAAACUGAACGUCUACUUGUCUGACUAUGCAACGUGAGUAAAUGAUGAACGUCAAUGUUGAUUUAUAGGGAGUAAUUUACAUGAAACGGGAAUGAAUGAAUAUUAUGAAUUGAUUUUUAUUGUUGAAGUUGGCAGUAUUUUGUCCAGCACAUAUAGGCUAGUAACCAAUGUUAUACUUUGAUAUAUUCUAAUUGUAGUAGGCUCACUCUGUCCACCAUAUUUCAAAUGUAAUUUGGGAUGUAAUCAUUGACAAAUGUGACCAUUGACUAUGUGCUCAGUUCAUUAGCCUCUUGUUAUAUUUGUUUAAUGAUAAUAUUUUUCAUAUUUGUAUUUAUUUUUUUCUAGAAUUUGUUUAGUGGCUGAUGUCAUGCCAUAACUAAUUGGUGUUGGCCUUUCUCAUAUUAUUUGAUGUUUUGAAGACCAAAACAACCUUUUGUAUUGAUAAUUUUGGGUGUGCCCUUGAAAUGUAAAGAAAAUGGCUGAUUUAUCUAUGGUCAAUUCUAUUUGCCAAAGCACCACCCUCAGGAUAGUUUAUUAGGCCUUUCAAACAUUUUAUGUUUCAAAUCACCCUCCUGAAUUUCAACAAUCAUUGAUAAUUAUAAAGAUUGCUCUUGGAGAACUUUAAGACCCACAACUUUUACAGUGAAGGAUUUUAACUCGACAAUCCCUUGACCACUAAGCACGCAGAAAAGUCAUAACUUAUCAAAAUCCAAACUAUCCAGCUUUGUAGGUCAUUGGUUUUGCCAAGGCAAGACUUGUGACACAAUCUACCUCAGAUGUCAUGCAAAUUUGUAGUAUUUUGUCCUAACAGUAUUUGCAGGACAGAAAGAGGCUUUAGGUUCAAACCAUUACAAAACAUGACCAUCAUGUGUUUGGGCAAUAUUUCCCUUCCACUGUAUGUCCUUAUACAGUAGAUAUCCAAACAUUAGGAGAGAGACUCUGUAAAAGAGUCUUUCAGCUUCCUAGCCAUCACUGUUUGCUCUGAACGGGAUUGCUGCCUAUCUGUACUACAGAACGGUGUUUGUGUCUGAGAAGUACAGUACUUCAGUAGGAAUUUUGUGACCGGGGAAAUGCAAAAAAAUCACUAAUUCUGAGAAGAAAAGUUGCUAUCUUGAACUUAAAUCUUGCUUUGGGAAUGAUCUAUUUUUUCUACGCUUUCAAUUUCCAGUUUAUAUUUUUUGCUAUCAAUGUGAGAAUUAGAUAAUACCCAUGUCACAAGGAAUAUUUUGGAUAGAUUUUUUGUUUUGUUUUUCUAACCAGAGCAUAUGUUUCUAUUAGAGAAAUGUCAAAUUAUAUAUUUGUUUUAUCAAGUCUUUUUUAUGUUUUAUGUUAAGUUCAUCUUUAGUUAUAAUUGCUAUAUUUUUUACUUUUUACAUCAUAGACAUACGCAGUUGCACAAUUCACCAAUGAAAGCCUCAGGUAAUUUCUCAAGUAAUAGAAAUUCCUGAAAUUGUACCCCGGAGGUUUACUGAGAUACGUCUUUGCCAUACACGCCUUAGUAAGUGUUUUAGUAUAAUUAUUCAUUACAUUAUCUCGUACUGAAUGAAUUCAUUGCCAUCCAAAGAAGUUUGUCACUUUUUGGGAAUGUCCCAGUAUUUAGAUCAUAUGAAGAGAAUGUAAAGAUUAGUUUAUGCAUGUUCUAUUUUUGUUUAGUGGCUAAAGACCAAAUUCAACAGCAUAUUGUUUGAAAUUAUUCAAUUAACAUGUUUCUACUGACAUAUGUAGGUUAUAUAUAGAUUUUAUUCAAACUUUUGCGGUUCACAGGUGUAAUUAAGAGUGUAUAUCUAUGCCUAAUGCAACUAGAAUUCUACAACACUGCACACUGUAAUGUCACAAAAAAUAUCAACUUUGCGGCUUUCACUUUCACCCCAUGUUUUGUGCAUUGUCCUUAUCUAAUUUCCUUGUUCACACAGAUACAGUAUGUAUGUAUUUCUUUAAAAUACACAUUUUAUAUUGCUGAUAAUUAAAAUCCCUCUUAGCUUUAUGUAGUCAUUUCAGCAUGUUAUUGCUUUUCAAAAUGCCUUCAUAUUUUUUGAAUUGCAUGAUUUCAUGUUUUAAUUUGAUUGUAUGAAAUGUAACAUGUCAUAGUACUAUGUACAAUGAAGUACUAUGUACAACUGAAAUUAAAAUACAUAUUUUGAACAAAG